Bactrocera latifrons is the source of this 822-nucleotide messenger RNA. It is a transcript of the gene Kaz-m1, whose product is annotated as enhancer of split M1 protein. Bases 142 to 672 code for a protein of 176 amino acids. The transcript has 3 exons. Gene Ontology annotation, molecular function: protein binding. Lineage: Eukaryota; Metazoa; Arthropoda; Insecta; Diptera; Tephritidae. The record is from RefSeq and is a predicted model, not a curated record.
AAAACAGUCAGUGGGUCGAUAGUAUGAAACAAUCAAUCAGUGUGCAUUAAUACCUAAAUUCGAAGUGACAAAAGCAAAGAAAAUACUUUAAAAUAAAAUAACUCAAAAAAACAAGAAAGUUUUCAAAUACAAAAAUAAAAAAUGCUGUGUAAAAAUUCCUACAUAAUAUUUGCCACGUUGUUGGCCUUCUGCAAUGCCAAUACAAUAACAACACUUGCUGAUGAGGCACCUUUAGAUGCGGACCAGAACCAGGAGGAGCAGCCAUGCCCAAUAAUCUGUCCGGCUUUGUAUGCGCCUACUUGUGGCUAUGAUGGCGUUGRCUAUGAGCAAUUCGUCAAUCCCUGCAUGAUGCAGGUGGCCAACUGUGAGCGUAGGAAGGAGCGUACSUCGCUGCAACAACCCUUCGCACAGACCGACAAUGAUUGGUGCAGUACGAAAUUGGUAAAUAACAUAUAUGAAAUUGUGUCCAACUUCGCUGACAAUUUGAGCAAAGAGGAAUGCUUGAAACCCUGUCCGAUGAUUUACGAUCCCGUGUGCAUUUCGAAUGGCGACUAUCGUGUCACCAUCGCCACCGCCUGCCAAUUGGACAYCUACAAUUGUGCCCUGAAGGGCACUAAAUUGGAAGCCAAGCUCUUCAAAAUACUGAGUACCAGGAAAUGCGAGCUCAAUUAAACUCAACAGACAAACAACCAUCGUUUGACGAAAUUUCAUAUAACAAUGAGUUAAGAAAUCAUAGAAAGCUUUUAAAAUGUUCCUUUUUUAUAUAAAGUUUUUUGCGUCUCUUAAUGAAACUAUUCCAAUAAAUAUGUGAUURUGAAUAUA